Messenger RNA from Chondrus crispus (carragheen), 2688 nucleotides. RefSeq lists its product as hypothetical. The transcript is spliced from 2 exons. Gene Ontology annotation, molecular function: endopeptidase activity; protein binding; serine-type peptidase activity. Bases 1 to 2280 code for a protein of 759 amino acids. Gene Ontology annotation, biological process: proteolysis. Lineage: Eukaryota; Rhodophyta; Florideophyceae; Gigartinales; Gigartinaceae. The record is from RefSeq and is a predicted model, not a curated record.
AUGAAUGCAGGGUCCAAUUCAAGAGACCGUCUGCCUUCUGCGCUGGCAUUUCAGUCAAGUUUUGUUGUCUCUGGCUUUGGAUCACGCAUAGAAUUAAGAACGUACGGUGCUUUUGUGUCUGCAACCUCGGCCAAGAGGCCUCGUUCAUCCUCUUUUUCCCAUCGAUAUGCGCUCCCGCGAAUGGUACCACGUGCCUGCAUUCCUAGAAAUGGGGAUGACGUCAUCGAAUCACAGAAUCUCUCAGCUCAAAGUGCUGGAGAAGACCUCUCAAAGGCACCUCCCACAAACGGCAAUACGGAGGCAAGCCCUGCCGAAAACGGAAUUGGGGAGACAAUCCAGUCCACUGAUGUAGUCGAUACCAAAAACACAGUCAUGAAUGUUGAGGAAGGAGGACAGAAGCCCAACGACUCACCGAAGGAUCAAAAGGUUAACACGGAGGAAACAGAAAAAAGUGCCGUGGGCAUUGCGGGCUUCUUCGUCUGGGCCUGGACUGCGUUUAAAAGGGCUCUAGCGCCUGGAGGGUUCGUAUGGGGUUUGGUCACAGGAGUAGCGAUUAGUGCGGUCGUCCUUUUCUCUUUAGCUGGCUACGGGCCACGUGAUUCCCUCUUGAGAGAAAAGGUCGCUCUUUUCGACCUUAUUCUUCAAGACAUCAAUUCGUCAUACGUUGACAAGGUCGAUAUUAACAAACUCUUUGAGACAGGCGUCAAUUCCAUGCUCGGAACUCUGGACCCAUACACACAGUUUGAGAACAAUGCUCAAGCCGUGGAAAUGUCUGUCAAGACAAACGGGAGGUACGCAGGGGUUGGCCUUGGAAUUUCUCUGGGAGAUGCAGAGUCCGGUGAAAAGAACCGACCCAUAAUUGUGGUCUCGGCAUUUGAGGGAUACGCUUUUGACGCUGGUAUUCGGCCUGGGGACGUCAUUGAGGCCGUUGCCGGAAAUCCCGUGGACGGCAACUCACUAGAAAGGGUGACUGACAUGCUUCGAGGUGAGCCGGGAACCGCCGUAGAUCUAACUGUGAAGCGUGAGGGUUCAUCUCAACCAUUGACAUUCACACUGGCCAGGAAAAACGUCCACAUCAAAGAUGUGCCAGUUUCAACCUUUGUAGGUAACCCCAAGGAUAGGAUUGGCUAUAUUCGGUUGCAGUCGUUUGCAAAGGACGCGGGGGCAGAAGUACAGGAAGCCGUAGAGAAGCUCAUGGGAUCUGCGGACAGCAACAUGCCGGGCAGUGGACUGCGCGGACUCGUUUUAGAUUUGCGUGGAAAUCCAGGGGGGCUCUUGAAUGCGGCCAUUGAUGUUUCGGAAAUUUUUGUCCCGAAGGGCGCGACAAUCGUGUCGACAAAGGGCCGUGGACUGGGAAGUGGGCCGACAUUUGUAUCUGCGAAGGAUCCUCUCUUACCUCCCGACGUGCCGCUAGCAGUUCUAGUUAACGGCCAAACGGCAUCCGCUUCUGAAAUUGUUGCCGGUGCGGUUCAAGAUCUCGAUACUGGUGUAGUAGUCGGUUCUAAGACAUUUGGCAAGGGCCUUGUCCAAAAUGUCCAGGAGCUGCCAUUUAAAACGGCCCUGAAGUACACUGUCGGAAAGUACUACACGCCGAGUGGGCGAUGCAUCCAGGCUCUGAACUACGAACAGUCAAAUGGUGAUGGGCCAGUCGAGAUCACCGAAGUGCAAGAAAAUCAAAGACAGGAGUUUAAGACUCGGCAAGGGCGAAGCGUACGUGAUGGAGGAGGAAUCGAGCCUGACGUUGAGGUUCAAAGUCGGCCUACCUUUCUGGAACUUGCUUUGCACCGACAAAACAUGUAUUUCCGCUUUGCGAACAAAUAUGGUGCUGAAUUGAAGCUACCUUCCCUUCCGGGAAGCUUCGAAGUCACAGACAGCAUCUAUCGUGAUUUUGUGAAGUUUGUCAGCACCAGCGAGUUCAAGUACGAAUCAAAGUUCGACGAAGCUUUCUCAGAACUUGACAACAUGUACUCAGACGUUGGCUAUGAAACAGCGCGAAGCAAAGUUGGAGACCUGAAGCGAGCGACUCAAAUGGACAUGAAGUCGGAUUUUAUUCGACAUGAGAAAGAGAUUCGUGUUCAGAUUGACUCAGCCAUUCGAUACCGCUUUCAACCAGAUUCGGAAAGAAUAAUCGCGGAAUUGAGAAACGAUGAUCAGCUCGCAGAGGCACUCCGUGUUCUGAAAGAUCCCAUCGAAUACCAGGACUUAUUGCGAGCCAAACCAGUUGCUGUCACAACGCUUGCUCAAGCGGGCACUGAAGCCAAAGAAGUAAAACAGCAAUAGGAAGAAAUUGCUGUCAUGUGUCGUUGGUGUAACUCUUCAGCGUGGCCGUGCAGCCUUUCCCGAAACAGCGCGCAUUGUGAAUACCCAGCCACGGUUGGCAAGCCCAGAUGAAGACAUCUCUCCGGCAGAGACCGCCUGGCUAUAGUCCGUAGUACGCAAUGUGAAUGAGGAUUGUGUUUCCUAGGGGAACCAUCUGCUGCAUUCAAUGGACGACGUCACCGAACAUCUACCAGAUUUAACCAUCUGAACGGUGUUCAAAUGCCAGGAAGUGCUAGCUUUGCGUAGCAGUAGCGAGACCUCGAGCAUAGUUUUGAUAGUCUGGGUACAUUCACUGUGAUGUGCUGUACGUGCCUUUGCACGCUGAUUCAUUGUACAGGCUCAUAACAUAAAAUACAAUUAUCCUCUCAA